AUGGAAGGGUAUUGAUAUUACAUCGGUUUUUUUCUUCCUCCAACGCCCCAAGUUGGAAAGAUUCCGGGGAGACGACGCAGCGAUCACUGAAAAAGUACUUUUUCUCUCCCUAUUUCUGACCAGGAGAUGGAGACGAGAACGGUUCGAGUUCGGAAUAUCUCGGAUCUAGCUGGAGAAAGGGAGAUCCGGGAUUUUUUCUCUUUUUCAGGAGAUAUCGAACAAAUCGAGAUCCGUGGCGGCAGGGACACUGGCAGUGAGCGGGUCGCGUUUGUAACAUUCAAAGAACCAAGAGCACUAGAGAUCGCAUUGUUACUAUCGGGUGCCACUAUCGUUGACCGAGUUGUCAACAUAGCUUCUGUUGAAAAUUAUGUUCCUACAAUUGAGGAGCAAGUUGCAUUAAAUGAGGCAGAAAUUGCAAUCCCUGACUCCAUGACAAAUAUUGAGGGUGGUAGAAGUAGUCCAAGUUCUGGACAAGACUAUGUAAAUAAAGCUCAUGUUGUUGUAUCCACUGUUCUAGCAAAGGGUUCAGCCCUCAAACAAGAUGCUUUCAGCAAAGCUAAGGCAUUUGACGAGAAGCAUAGAUUAUCAGCUACUGCAUCUGAAAGGGUUAUUUCUUUUGAUAGGCGUGUUGGCCUUUCAGAGAAAUUUAAUGUUGGAAUAUCUAUUGUCAAUGAGAAAGUAAAAUCUGUGGAUCAAAAGCUACAUGUGUCUGAUAAGACAAUGUCUGCAAUAAUUGCAGCAGAGCGCAAGCUGAAUGACACUGGCACUGCAGUGAAGACCAACAGAUACGUAUCUGCUGGAACGUCUUGGUUAAAUGGUGCUUUUGGAAAGGUAGCAAAGGCUGGUCAUAUUGCAGGCGCUAGAACCAAGGAAAAGUUUCAAUUGGCAGUUUCAAAUUUAACAGCAAAGGAUCCAGUGGUUGCUGCGUGAUCAAUUUACCUUCCCGUAGAAGUUUACACUUGUCAAAGUGAAAAAAGCAGCGUUCAUAUAUUGAUGUCGUCAGAAAGGCACUAAACUGUUGCUGUGGAUGUAGUGCAUGCCAGGAAACCAGGCCCCCCCUUAAUGAAGAGUCCAGCUGAUGUUUCAACAUUGUUGAUUGAUGUUGCUUGAUUGAGAUUCCUUUUUCCCCCCUCUUUUAUGUCUGUAUUCUUUGUGUAUCAAGAGUGGUAGAAGUUCUAGAAAUGAGGAAAAGUUGAAUCGCUUGUGCUGUAUGAUUUGAGGGCGAAAUGCCAUAUUUUCUAAGGCUUUUGUAAGGCAUGGUCAUGGUGGUACUGAUCUGUGUGAAGAAUGAUCUUGCAAGUGUGAGAAUUUGUUGUUGUUGUUGAGAUGUUCUGAUAAUUAUGUUAGAUGCAA
Molecule: messenger RNA, 1353 nt
Organism: Zingiber officinale
Lineage: Eukaryota; Viridiplantae; Streptophyta; Magnoliopsida; Zingiberales; Zingiberaceae
Product: binding partner of ACD11 1-like
Exons: 8
Coding region: 127-930 (267 amino acids)
Molecular function (GO): RNA binding
Source: RefSeq, a predicted model, not a curated record